UUUCAUUGAAAAUUGCGGCAAAUUUUCUGAAACUUAAACAAAGAAAAUUUCGAAAUCGAUUUGGAUUUGAUUUUUAAUUCGAAAAUUUAAAUUGUGUUGGUGACGAAUUUGUUAGUGGAAAUCUUUUUUUCGAUUUUCUUUUGCAUCAAAUUAUCCAUGUUUGGGUCUAAAUGAACUCUGACGAAAAUCUCUGAGGUGUUAAUUGCUGUUUGUUGAUUGUUAAUCAUAAAAGUAAAAUGUCGGUUGUCAAUGGUGAUUGUUACCUUUUCAAUCCAAUCGAAAUUGAAGAUUUGGACUGGACCAAUGUCCAAAUUGAUUGCAAGGACAAACUGGACUCGAAUUCAUUGAUUAUUCGACCUCUUAAAAUUGAUGAUUAUGGUCGAGGUCACAUUAAAUUGUUGUCACAAUUAACUGUUGUUGGUGAUGUUUCUCAACAGGAAUAUGAAGAUCGAUUCAAAUUGAUGAAAGAAACCAAACUAAUUAAAACUGUGGUAAUAGAAGACACUAAUUCCAAUCUAAUUGCUGGCACAGCGACACUUUUAUGUGAACCCAAAUUCAUUCAUUCCUGUAGUUGGACUGGUCAUGUACAAGAUGUUUGCGUUGACAAUUCGUACAGGGGAAUAGGAUUGGGAAAAUUAAUUGUUAAUUGUCUCAAAUUGUUAGCUCAGAAAUUAGGAGCUUACAAAGUGGAUUUAGAUUGUGCCGAUGAGAAGAUCCGAUUUUACAACGGACUUGGAUUCAAGCAAGAGAGUGGCCGAGCUAAUUACCUGGCCCUACGUUUUCCAAAUUAAACAAAAUCAAUUCCAUUGCCAUUUAAUUGUUCACUUUAUUUAAAUAAAUCAAACAAAA
Molecule: messenger RNA, 849 nt
Organism: Panonychus citri (citrus red mite)
Lineage: Eukaryota; Metazoa; Arthropoda; Arachnida; Trombidiformes; Tetranychidae
Product: probable glucosamine 6-phosphate N-acetyltransferase
Exons: 3
Coding region: 237-791 (184 amino acids)
Biological process (GO): UDP-N-acetylglucosamine biosynthetic process
Cellular component (GO): endoplasmic reticulum-Golgi intermediate compartment; Golgi apparatus; endoplasmic reticulum
Molecular function (GO): glucosamine 6-phosphate N-acetyltransferase activity; monosaccharide binding
Source: RefSeq, a predicted model, not a curated record